CCCGGUCAGGCGCCCUAUGGGCACCUAAACCCGCUCCGUGUGUGACGUGUAGGACCUCCUCCUCCGACACACAGCAGCAGUAAUGGCGGACUACGACAGCUACGAUGAGCGAGACCGGGCCUACGGUAGCUUCGGUGGCGGCAGAGGGCCCCGUGGCGGUGGCGGCCCCGGAGGCCCCAGGAAGCAGAAGGAGCUGCCGUCAGAGCCUCCGUUCACGGCGUACGUGGGGAACCUGCCGUUCAACACGGUGCAGGGAGACAUCGACAUCAUCUUCAAAGAGCUCAACAUCCGCAGCGUCCGAUUGGUCAGAGACAAAGAGACAGACAAGUUCAAAGGUUUUUGUUAUGUCGAGUUUGAAGACUUGGAAUCUCUAAAAGAAGCUUUGACGUACGACGGUGCUUUGCUAGGUGAAAGGUCACUGAGGGUCGACAUCGCAGAGGGACGAAGGCAAGAACGAGGAGGCGGCGGCUUCGGCUUCAGGAAAGACGACGGUAGAGGACGAGGAGGUUCUCGAGGAGCUCCCAGAGGAGGAGGAGGAGGACGUGACUCCCGAGACGAGUUCUACGACCAGCCAGGUGGAGGUUUUAGAGAUGAUGACUACAUGGGAGGGCGGAGUCGAGGCGGUGGCAGUCGCCCCGGUGACAGAAGGGGGGGAGGUGGAGGCAUGGGUCGCUACAGAGAUGGACCCCCCCGGGGAGGAACGACAGACUUCAGGGAACCGUCUGAAGAGGAGCGUGCACAGCGGCCUCGGCUGCAGCUGAAGCCUCGGACCGUCUCUGAGCCGCUGAACCAGGUCGCCAACCCGAACUCCGCCAUCUUCGGCGGAGCCAAGCCACGAGAGGAGGUGAUCUCCAGAGAAAAACCAUAAAAGACUGAAGGCCAUGAGGGCCAGAGGGAGGGGGAGGGGGAGGGGGUGGUGAGGGAGAGAGGGAGGGGGAGACGGAUAGAGAACUUUAACUAGGAAAAUCAAAAAAAGAAAGAAAGAAACGCCAACGGGAUGAGUUUAAACGCCACAGUUAGCAUUCCUUCCUGACAGACAGACAGCGAGUGAGCGGACGCCGCCCUCCUCUUCUUCUUCUACUUCUUCUUCUUCUUCUUCUUCUUCUUCUUCCUGUUUGAGUUCAGUUUGAGCAGAAUAUUUAUUCUUAGUCGGAAUAAAGAUGAAACACACUCUGACACUGAUGAAUAAUAAACCUGUAAACACAAACACAACAAGCAGCUUGUGAAUGCAUGUCCAAACUUUGCGUUUCUCUGCCCCGCCCCCCUCACUGCUGCUUACUGUGAUGUCAUACCCGCUUCGUCCAGUAGCCCCGCCCCCUCUUUCGGCAGGUCAAAGGUCAGCCACCAUUUACUCGCCAACAGAAAGAAGCCCAGUGGUUAAACCUGUAAAGUCGUCUUUUAUUUUUUUGUAUUUUGUAGUCGUUCAGCUGCAGCCCCGCCCCCUCAUCCUGAUUGGUCGAGUCAGAGAUGAACUAUUUUUUUCCUUCUUUGCUGUCGCUUGUUGCCGUGGUGACUCAUCAAUCAGGUUCUCCAACUUUGAUCAGAGGAAUCUUUUCAUAUUUUUCUCGGUGUUUGUUGUUUUAAUCAGCCUGUUGUCCCGGGUGGGCGGGGUUUAACCUGCGUCAGGACGGACUCUCGACAAGCUCACCCCCCAACCUGCCCCCUCCCCCCCAGACCCCCACCCCUCCUGGUAUCUUCACCAGAUACCUGAAAACGUUUUCUUAAAAUAGACGCUGAAUCUAUAGAUCGAUGAUGGUCUGAUUUCUGUUCCCAUGAUGCACUGCUGAUAGGAGCACCUGUUCAGGUGACGCUUCUGUAGUUGACCAAUCCCAAUGAAUGCUGAGAAGCAGAAGACCAAGUGCUACGUUCACUGUCUGUAGGAUUUUCUUCCAUUUGGCAUCCAUUUAACUCUCACAUAUCGCUGUGUUCAGCUGCUGAGGAAAAAAGGGAAAAUCAAAUUCAAAAUGAAAAUCACAUUUUUGAUUUUUACAAAAAAAAGAUGCUGAAUGGAGUUUGUAGUUUGUUUUGCUGCAACAAUAAACUCCAAUCAUGGACACGUUUGAUUGUGUCCCACACACCCUGAACGCAGCACAGUUUACACAGAGGGGGUGUGGCCUACAGCUACGGCUCCUCUGAUAGGUUGUCUCGAGCUGAUGAGUAAUCUGGAUGAUGCUGUGAUUGGAUGUUUUUACGUCGACAGCGCGCUGAACCUGCCCUGUCCAAUCAGAUUUGAGGCGUUGUCCACACUGAACACAAAAAGAAGUUUCCAUUGAUCCACACUGAAAACUUCACCUGAAAUCAUUGAUUUGAAAAUGGGGAGGGAAAAUGACGGGAGGAUCGAAAAAACUUAACAAACAGAAACAGUUUUUUUUCUUUUUUCUGUUUAAUUCUUAGUUUUUUGUUUCCCUUUAAUUAUGUUUUAUUUUGUCCUGAUUCUUUUAUGAAUUCUCUUCCUCUGCUAAUAUUUAAGCCAAACCUUUUUUUCACUGUUUAACAACAGAAAAAACAAAUUUUAACCAAAAACAAAGGAAUCUCGGAUGAAAAAGAAGGAAGCAAAAACUGAAAACAGUUUUCCAUUUAUUCGUUAUUAAUUUUCUUUUAAAUACUUUUUUCUCUCUUCAUUCUUUUUCCCAUCUCAUAUUUUUACAUCCAUUUUUCUGUCUUUAAAGGUGCUUCAUGUAUAUUUUUGCUAUUGCUACAUAGCUAACGUUAGCACUGACAGCUGUUUACUUCAUUCUUUUACUCAUCAAGAGCUGUCUCCAGAGGUAGAAAGUAACACCGGUGUUGUUUUGCUUUUAUUUCUGUUACUUCUUCUAUUGAAGUUAGCAUGCUAACAAGCUAGCCCUGGGCUGCCUCGUCUUGUGAUACCACUUUGUACCUCAAGAGGUGAUAGUUUGUAAAUGCUACAAUGGCUUAAGCUAAUGGCUGUUAAUGCUAACGUUGGCUACGUAGUGAUAGCAAAAACCUACAUGUAGCACCUUUAAUUAAAUUGCAUGGUCUAAUAUCUGUAUUACCACAGCUAAAGAUCUUAAAAUGAUGGCGCCAAUACACCUUGACAGAAAAGAUAAAUCAUAAAGAAAACUAAUGAGGAAGAAAGAAGUUUCUGUUUUCCCUUUAAUCUUUAAGUUUCUUUUCUUUGUUCCUGUUUACUCAUGUCUGUUUUCUGACUUCUCACUAUUCCAUUUAUUCCCCAUUUUUUGUGGCUCUCCCUCAGGCUCCCGGCUACAUUUUUUUACUCAGAUAAAUUUUGAUUGAUAGAAAAAGUGUUUAAAGAAGGAAGCAAUGAAAGAGAAUUUGGGGGGGAAAUUUAAGAAAAGGGAAAUUAAAAAAGUAAAGAGACAGGAUGUAAAAACAAUGUACUUCUUCCCUAAUUUUAUCAUUUUUUUCCCCUUUGCUUUUUGCUCCCCAUUUUCUCCACCUCUCUUCGCUUUUCCUCCACCUGUCUUUGUUUACAGCACUGACUCAUUUAAACCACCUCCUGACAUUCUCCCCCUGACCAGACGGUGGCGCUAACACGACGUGUCACCAACCGAAAAGAAGAAAA
Molecule: messenger RNA, 3544 nt
Organism: Lates calcarifer (barramundi perch)
Lineage: Eukaryota; Metazoa; Chordata; Actinopteri; Centropomidae
Gene: eif4h
Product: eukaryotic translation initiation factor 4h
Exons: 7
Coding region: 83-868 (261 amino acids)
Molecular function (GO): RNA binding
Source: RefSeq, a predicted model, not a curated record